Molecule: messenger RNA, 1775 nt
Organism: Priapulus caudatus
Lineage: Eukaryota; Metazoa; Priapulida; Priapulimorpha; Priapulimorphida; Priapulidae
Product: thymidine kinase, cytosolic-like
Biological process (GO): thymidine metabolic process
Molecular function (GO): ATP binding; thymidine kinase activity
Source: RefSeq, a predicted model, not a curated record
GCCAACUACAGAUGUCUCGUUAUCAAAAUAUGCUAAUGAUGUCCGAUAUGACACAAUUUCUCUGCAACACAUGAUAACCAAAAAAUGCCCGCCGUCUCAGCAAUAAAUCUGUUUUCCCUGAAGGAUGUAACUGCAGAAUUUGAAGUGAUCGGUAUUGAUGAGGGACAAUUUUUUCCAGAUGUCGUGGAAUUCAGCCAGAUGAUGGCAGAUGGCGGCAAAACUGUUAUAGUCGCUGCUCUCGACGGAACAUUUCAGCGACAGGGCUUUGGAAAUAUCCUUAAUCUCGUGCCUCUUGCUGAGAGUGUGAACAAGCUGACGGCAGUGUGCAUGAAGUGUUACGGAGAUGCGUCAUACACCAAGCGGAAGGGCCAUGAGACAGCUCUGGAAGUGAUCGGUGGUGCGGACAAGUACAUGGCCGUUUGUCGAAGCUGUUUUGAAUCGCCUCAGAAACAAACUAGCAACAUCACACCGACGACCUUCCCAGUGACCAGUCAGAAAUUGGCUCCGACUAGACAACUUUUUAAAAGUCCAGUUAAAGUAGGCAGUCCACAAAAGAUUGAGAUGCGAUGAUGAAGUAGCCUGUAGCCACACACUUGUGGAUUUCAAUGUAAUUUUUAUUUACCACGUGUUUUAGCUGCUAUAAGUGGUCGUGAUAUAUCUCUUGCAUUGAGAGGUUAUUGUAUUUAAGUGGUGCGUAGCGACACACUAAAAAUUUGGCAUUACAUAUACCACAAGUCUGUGCGUGUUCUUCCUUUCUUAUCAAAUUGCAGUCUUUCCAACAGAGUUGAUGUGGUGAUUGUGGCCUAUGUAAGUGUGACAUUGUUUGUGGUUAUGGUGGUGCAUGUAGUGGUCACGUUGUCAUUUCUGAUGGAAGUUUUAUGUGUAGGUCAUGCUUCUGUGGUCGUCGUGUUUCUAUAUGCAAUGUCAUUCGUGGCGACAUAAUAUUAGUAGCUUUAAUACCACACUUUUAUGUGCUGUACAUAUUUACCACUUAUACAAUUAGUUUUAGAGGUGAGCAAUCUGAGCAUUAAUUUGGAAUUUGAGAGUGUGUUAUGAUACUUAUUGCAUAAAAGGUAGUGUAUGUGUGCGUAUUUCUGUUAUCGGACAUAAUAGCACGUGGUUUCUGUCAGGACACCGUACAAUUGUUCUGACAAAGCUAUGCUUUUGAGUUUUUAGUUUGCAUGUUUCAUUCCUGGAUCUCAUCACAAAACUGUAAAAUUGCAUUUUUACCCAAAUACCAUUUAUUUGAUUUCAAAUUUCCAUUUUGGAUAAACAUGUAUCAUUGUGAAUUGAAUUAAUCGUGAACACAUCUGAAAGUAAUUGUAAAAUAUAGGAUGUUGCAAUCCCUCAGUAAUAAAUAAGAACUGCUCUAGGUCUGUAGCGUGCUGCGGAAAACUAGGCAUGUAGAAUAUACUGGAUACAUUGCCAGAGGAACAAACACUGGCCCCACCAGCGUUAGAAGCAAACAUCAAUAGUUAAAAAAAUAUCUAGUAAACAUAUUGAACUAUGAUAUUUUGAGUAUACAGCAGUUUAUACCGGAUUUAACUGAAUGUGUGUAUCAAACCUGCAGUAUUAAUCCUCCUUUACAUUUUAUUCUAGCAGUUUUUAGAAUUGUUAGUGAAUUGUAAGAUGCAAUAAUUUGCCGACGUGUUCAACUAUAUCAACUUGAUUGUUGAAUUUGCUCUGUAUAUUGCGGUAGCAUUACUAUAAGCCAACCAUUAAGAAAUAAAGAAUUGUAUUUGUAUGAAAAUAUAAGUACCAGUUUAUUCUUACCA